CCCUGCACCUCUGAGGAUCACACGCAGCACUCUCUCACCACAAUGACUUAGCAGUCUUGUUGAUACAGCCGCAUUCUUUCAGCUCCCCCUUUUCCAACCAAUUUGAAGAUUUCUGUUUUUUUUUUUCCUUUUCGAAAAUUGAAGGGACUUUUUCCCUCCCUACAAAACGAAGCAGAAACCUGUGGUCGCUCUCGCCACCUCCCUCCUCCUCCUCCUCCUCCUCCCUCACAGAUGCAGACUGAGAGUGUUUCACAUCAGCCGGUGAUCACUCCAGCUCAACUUCUCCGUCUCAUGCCGGAGCAAAACCAGGGCUUCCAGUGGACAUCCAGCGACGGGAGGGCUCGGACAUGGAGCGAGAAAGACCGAGUACACCCAAGACCUUCCAGAGAGAUAUAUCCAGUCUGGCCUGUGAACGCCCCGGGAUCCCCCCAGGGAGCUGGAAAACGUUGAUGUGGAGAGGGACUUACUUCACCUGUUACAUCAUGACAGCAAGCUUAGCAUGGCGUCAGAGGUGUUAUGAAGAUGACUUUAUUGCCAUGUUAAUAGCUCAACCAUUAACUGAGGAGGGAAGAGACCUGUAGAGCUGGACAAACACAGACUAAGACCCCCCCCCAGAGUCCUCCUCUGAGCGUCUGAAGCUAACAUGGGGAAAGUCUACUACAUCAGUAAAAAUGUGGGCCUGGGGUUGCUCGCGUUGGCGGCCGUUGCCCUGGUUACAAUAUUAGCUUUGUCCAUCGCCUACGACAAGGAGAAGGCCAGGAAUCGAGGCACGUCUGGGGAUGGGACAGGAGACAGCACCAGCAUGCCUCCCACCACCUCCUCCACCCCAAAGGAGCCGUGGGACCGCUACAGACUGCCACACUCCCUCGUCCCCUCGUCCUACAACGUGACCCUGUGGCCCCGACUGACGCCCGACGAAAACAGCCUGUACAUCUUCACCGGACGUUCUACCGUGGAGUUCAGAUGUGUGAAGGAAACGGACCUCAUCAUCAUCCACUCCAACAAGCUCAACCUCACCGACUUCAACGGUCAACUAGCUAAGCUAACCAGCCUUUCUGAAGCCACGGCGCCCGCCAUACAGAAGUCCUGGCUCGUCCCGAAGACGGAGUAUCUGGUUCUUCAGCUGCAAAGGACGCUAGCUGUCGGAGUGAUGUAUUCCCUUCACACUGAGUUUCUUGGAGAGCUGGCAGACGAUCUUGAAGGCUUUUACAGGAGUGAAUACACCGAGGACGGGGUGAAGAAAGUGGUCGCGACCUCGCAGAUGCAAGCGGCGUACGCCAGGAAAACCUUCCCUUGCUUCGACGAGCCGGCCAUGAAGGCCGUCUUCAAUGUGUCCAUCAUCCACGAGCGAGACAUGAUAGCUCUGUCCAACGGCAGAGAAAUAGCCACUGAAGAUGCCAUCGUCGAUGGCGUGCCGGUUAGAACGACAACAUUUGAGCCCACGAGGAGAAUGUCCACAUACCUGCUGGCCUUCAUCGUCUGUGACUUCAUAAGCAUUCAGUCAACACAGAACAACAAUCUGUUGGUCCGAAUCUGGGCCAGAAGAAAAGCCAUCGAUGACGGGCAGGGUGAAUACGCUCUCAACAUCACAGGGCCCAUCCUUCAGUUUUAUGAGCGGUACUACAACGCAACGUAUCCGCUCUCCAAGUCAGAUCAGAUCGCCCUGCCUGACUUCAACGCGGGGGCGAUGGAGAACUGGGGUCUGAUCACAUACAGGGAGACAGCUCUGCUCUAUGACCCCGUCAUGUCCUCCACUGGAAACAAAGAGAGAGUGACGACCGUGAUCGCUCACGAGCUCGCCCACAUGUGGUUUGGGAACUUGGUGACUGUGCAGUGGUGGAACGACCUGUGGUUGAACGAGGGCUUUGCGAUGUACGUGGAGUACCUUGGAGCCGACCACGCUGAGCCCACCUGGAACAUCAAAGACCAGAUCAUUCUUUAUGACGUGCACAAGGUGUUUGGGAUUGACGCCCUUGCCUCGUCUCACCCGCUCACACGCAGAGAGGACGAGGUCAACGACCCCGCACAGAUCAGCGAGAUGUUCAACACCAUCUCCUACAGCAAGGGAGCGGCGGUGCUCAGGAUGCUCUCCGAGUUUCUCUCCGAGCCCGUGUUUGCGAGAGGACUCAGUUCUUACCUGAACACGUUCGCCUUCAGCAACACAGUGUACACCGACCUGUGGGACCAUCUCCAGAAGGCUGUUGAGAACACACCAGGUUUGCACAUUCCUCACACUGUCCACGACAUCAUGAACCGCUGGACUCUGCAGAUGGGCUUCCCCGUGGUCACUCUCGACACCCGGAGAGGACGCAUCACCCAGAAACACUUCCUGCUGGAUCCGGACUCUGUGGUGGACCGGCCCUCUCAGUUCAAUUACACGUGGUUUGUCCCCAUCAAAUGGAUGAAGACAGGUGUGGAGCAACAACAGUACUGGCUCCUUAAAGACACAGACACCCACGAUGAGAUGAGCGUUUCAGGAGAGGACUGGGUUCUGUUGAACACCAAUGUUUCUGGGUUCUUCAGGGUGAACUAUGACCUCCAGAACUGGGAUCGUCUUCUCUCUCUGCUCAACACCGAUCACCAGGCUUUAUCAGUCAUCAACAGAGCUCAGAUCAUAGACGACGCAUUCAACCUAGCAAGAGCCAAAAUAAUCAACACCACACUCGCCCUGAGAACGACCACAUACCUGUCCAGGGAGAGAGACUACAUCCCCUGGGAGUCGGCUCUGAGGAACCUCGACUACUACAUCCUCAUGUUUGACCGCACCGAGGUUUAUGGAGCGUUGCAGGCGUACCUCAAGAAACAAAUCCAACCGCUUUUCGAGCACUUCAAGAAAAUCACCAACAACUGGACCAGAGUUCCUGCAGGACACACCGACCAGUAUAAUCAGAUAAACGCCAUCGAAAUAGCGUGCAGUACAAACGUGGAGGGCUGCAGAGAGCUGAUUAAAGGCUGGUAUCGACAGUGGAUGGAGAAUCCACAACACAACCCCAUCCAUCCCAACUUGAAGAGCACAGUUUACUGCAGUGCCAUCGCGUUUGGAGGAGUGGAAGAAUGGGACUUUGCCUGGAAGAUGUUCAAGAACGCCACUCUGGCAUCGGAAGCCGCCAGGCUACGAUCAGCCAUGGCCUGCACCAAAGCACCUUGGCUGUUGAACAGGUACCUGGAGUACACUCUGGACCCGUCGAAGAUCCGCAAGCAGGACGCCACCUCCACCAUUCAGUACAUCGCUCGAAACGUUGUGGGGAUGCCGUUGGCCUGGAACUUCGUCAGAGCUAAAUGGAGCUACAUUUUCCAGCAGUACGGAAGAGGAUCGUUUUCCUUCGCCCGUCUCGUCAACGGAAUCACAACAAGGUUCUCGACAGACUUUGAGCUGCAGGAGCUGAAAAAGUUCAAAGAAGACAACGUCCAUGUUGGUUUUGGCUCCGCCUCCUUGGCCGUGGAGCAGGCGAUCGAGAAGACCACCACCAACAUCAAAUGGGUGACGGCGAAUAAAGCCGGUGUGCUGACGUGGUUCACUGAGGAGUCCACAUGAGGACACGAGGACACUUUAAAUGACAAACUCUUUUUUUCCCUGCUCUGGGAUAUGUAAUGAAUAACAAUCACUAUAAUCAUCAACCACAAAAGAGCGGCCUGUGACAGCUGCUAACAACUGUGCAAACACGACUAAGUGUGACGCAUCAUCAUCAGAGCAAACACAUGAUGGUCACACUAUCAUCACACCAUCGUACCAAAUCAGUGAUAUGACACUAAACCAAAGACUCCAGAGCUUAACCUCCAGUCCAUGAAUGACAUCAUCACUGUUUGGUGGAAUAAAUAUAAGAAACGUUUGACGCCUUGAAAUUACCAACAGAAAAUAAAAUGAAAAACAUUUUCUUUUAGCUACAACUUCCUGCCUUUCUACGGUGGUCGGUAGGUGCAAAGGCUCGGCAAUUCACUACGUUUCUAAAUAUGCUGCACAGUUUUCUUAACGUACGUUGUUUCAUCUGUUGCCGAGCCUUUGCACUUACCGUCCCCCGUACCUUUCUUAUCGUGUAAUAGGUUUAGUGUAACGGCGUCCUGAGCGGCGUCCUCUCUGUUGCCAUCAGGAUGUCGUCAAGUUUUACAUGACAUGUGAGCGAGGCGUUGGACAAAAUAUUCACACAGAACUAUAUUCCUGUCCUGACUUGUGUGGUAUAUUUAUCGCUGGUGCCAAAUAUCGAUGUUUUGAUUUUUUAAAAAUGAAACGGCUCUAAAUAGAUUCUUCCUGCUGAUUCGACUCGUUACUGCAUGACUCCUCUCAGUGGCGAUGACGAUGAACAGAUGGUAAUCUGGUAAUGAUGAUGAUGACGACAGCAGGACCAAAAAAAAAA
This is a messenger RNA of Labrus bergylta (ballan wrasse), 4352 nucleotides long. The record is from RefSeq and is a predicted model, not a curated record. Lineage: Eukaryota; Metazoa; Chordata; Actinopteri; Labriformes; Labridae.